AUGUACAAAGCUUCCACAAUGCCCGACCUCUUCACCACGCAUACCGGCGAGGUCUUCUCACUGGAGAUCCCAUUAGCCUGCAAGCGUCACAACAGCAUCUCCGAAUCUGACUAUCCCUCAGGUAUCCACGGCACCUCUCUCCCCAUCCGCUCCCUUACCGGCCAAAAUCUCACGAUCCCCGAUCUCGACAGCACCUCCGACAUUCACGACCCCUCUGCUCCAGCCACUCCCAAGACGAAUACCUCAACCCCAACAUCCAAGCGCCGCACAUCAUGUGGCAACACGAAUCCACUUAUCGAGAUUGUGGAUCCCGACGACCUGCCUAAGAGGUAUGAUGCUCAGGGUGAGAAGACUGCAGCUAACCCCAACCUGAUGGAUCCAGCUGCACAGCCCAUCAGCAAGAAGCCUACGAGACGCCGAAGUUCAGUCAAAGAUGUCAUGUCUUUCGUCACUGUCAAGAUGGUCUACAACGAGUAUGGCGAGUUGGUCGAGGAGAAGGAUAUGAAUGUUCGGCCAAAGAGUGAUGAGCUGAGUGUCAAGCAGUUGUUGAGAGUCAUCAAGAAAGCUUAUCAUCACGAGCUCCGUGACAAGGUUGGCAAGAUCAUUACCCCACGCGCUGAUGGUAAAGCUUCUGUUCUCGUUGAUGAUGGCAUCUGGAGAGACCGACUAUCUUCUUGGGACUUCAGAGGUCCUCGUUCUCCCAAAGUAUUGAAAGACAACGAGGAGUCACCGACCGAAACCCAUUCUGUUGCUGUAUACCAUGGCCCGCCUCGAGUUUUGGAAAUUGGCUGCAGUGAUGGUGGUUGGUGUUUCAUUUUCAAGAAAGAGCAGCCUGAUUGGAUUGUUGAGGGCAUUGACGAUACAAACCACUGGUCUUGCAUCCCAAGAGAUGUCGAUAUCAAGGAUUUCAUGUCACCUCAUGCUCAGGCGGACUAUGAUGACUACUUUGGAAUCGUUCAUACAAGUCAAGAAGCUCCAGAGUUUACCAUGCGCAAUAUUAACUGCCUCUUGGCACAUCAAACGCCAAUCCCACAUAAUCUCUACGAGUUCAUUCGUGCUCGAGAGAUCUUUGAUAGGGUAGAGAGCUACAAGACCUUCCUCGACGAUGUUAGAUCGAUGUUAAAGCCAGAUGGUGUUGUUGAGUUCCUCGAGAUUGACCCCCGCCCACGCGUAUUUUCAGGUAUCUCCAAAUCGAAAAAGGAAGUCGACAAGCACAAAAGUACUGCUCAAACGGAUUGGACUGAUGAUAUCGCGGAUCGAUUCAAGAAUCCUCUUGACGAAGAGCUGGCAACUACAGUUCCUGGGUGGUCUGGAAGAGUAUCUGAGCGAUUGAAGGCAAAUAUGAGACCUCAAGAUGGAGUUGCAGCUGCUUGCUUGAAGUCUUGGUUACAGGGAGCUGGUUUCUGGGAUGUUAAGCAGAUCGUUCUGCCUAUCCCCGUUGGAGGUAACACUAGAUCUGGUCAAAUUCUAAAGGAAUUUGUCCUUUAUCAAAUCGAACUUGAGAAUUGCAUUCCAAAGCUCUGUGAUGAAUUGCCCAAGGUUGAGUUCGAUGAAAUCGAAUCCGGUGCCUAUUUUAUGAAUCUCCAUAUCGUCACUGGACGUAAACCAUACGAUCCCCGACCUGGCGACCUGCUUCGAGACGGUUCACGACAAGAAAUGACCGCUUCCACAUAUGAUGCUAUGGCGAGACACCAUGACACCAAGACAUCACAAUGGAAGAGAUUCGACCUCCAUGGCAAGCUCACCACGAUGAUGCAGUCCUUGACUUCACUGGCCGCCCCCGAAUCUCUGAAUCAGAAGAAUGGAGAUGCUGGACAUCUUGCGCUUAUGAGCCGAAGAGUUGAUGGAAAGAGCCCGUUCAAUGCUCCACCUUUCGUUGUCGAUGCUCAGCAACAGGAAGCUACGAAACCUCUGAGACGACGCCAAAAGUCAAACAGUCGAAAUCAGAGUAGAAGGUAA
Cadophora gregata is the source of this 1959-nucleotide messenger RNA. RefSeq lists its product as uncharacterized. Lineage: Eukaryota; Fungi; Ascomycota; Leotiomycetes; Helotiales; Ploettnerulaceae. The coding region runs from base 1 to 1959 and encodes 652 amino acids. The record is from RefSeq and is a predicted model, not a curated record. The transcript is spliced from 8 exons.